GAGAGUAACGUUACAAUUUUCUGUAUCUACGAGUCCGCCGAUCUGUUUUCAAAUAUUCAAAAUCACAAAGGCUCCUCCUCCUCCUCCUCCUCCUUCUCCUUCCUCUUUCAUCAAAAUAAAAAUCUCCCAAUUAGGAAAACUCAAGAACCCUAAUCUCUCCCUAUCGGAUUCACAAGAAACAAGAUCUGUGUCUUAUUCUUGUUUUUUCUCAAUCUGCGCCUUCCCUCGGAUCGAUAUUAAGGUGACGGAAUCAAUCAGAAGGUUCCUCUAAAGAUGCCGCUGCUUCGCAACCAGAAUCGAGCUCCUUUGCCUAGUCCAAACGUCAAAAAGGAAGCUCUCUCGAGUGUUACUUUGGACAGGCGAAGGAGAGUGGAAGCACAAGGUAAUGGUGGAAGAAGACAAGUUCUUUCGACGGUGAACAGACAAGACGUUACGGCGAACAGCGAUGUGGGCAGCACUGAUGAUUGUAGCAAAGUCGAAUUUACAAAAGAUGAAGUCUUGGCUUUGCUUAAUGAGAGAGCAAAAGCUGGGAAAUUUGAUACCAAGGGUAAGAUUGAGCAAAUGACGGAUAUUAUCAAGAAGCUUAAGGUUUGUGUUCGAUGGCAAUUACAAGUGGAAGAAACACAUGUCCAGGAGAGGGAGAAUCUUACUUCUUCUCUGGAAUCUGCAGAGAAAAGAUACAAUGAAAAAGAGUUGGAUGCAAAGAACACAGAGGAAAGGCUACAAGCAACUAUAGCAGAGAUGAAGGAGAAGAUAGCAUCACUACAAGAAAUGUUCUCAAAAGAGGAGUUAAACAAGUUGGAUGCAAUUGAAGACCACAGAAGAGAAACAGAACGUAGAGUUGCAGCUGAGAAGCUUCAUGAUACUAUCCGAGAAGAGCUUGACAGAGUGAAAGAAGAGAAAAUGGUUGCUAAGCAUAAGGUGACGUCCCUUGAAGAUAUGUACAAAAGGCUGCAAGAGUACAACACAAGUUUGCAGCAAUAUAACACCAAACUCCAGACUGAUCUUGAAGCAGUUCGAGAGGCACAUACUCGUGCUGAAAAAGAAAAGUCAAGUAUAGUGGAGAACCUAACUACUCUUAGAGGUCACAGUAAAUCACUACAAGAUCAACUAGCGUUGAGCCGGGUUUCACAAGAUGAAGCGGUAAAGCAAAAGGAUUCAUUGCUGAUGGAAGUCAAGAACCUUCGGAGUGAGCUCCAACAAGUUCGAGAUGAUCGUGAUCGCCAAGUAGUCCAGUCACAAAAGCUGGCUGAUGAGAUACUAAUGUAUAAGGAGAGUGUGGGAAAGUCAUCUCAGGAGUUGGACAUUCUGAUAGCAAAAUCAGGAUCUUUGGAGGAAACAUGUUCGUUGCAAAAAGAGCGUAUAAAAAUGUUGGAGCAGGAACUAACUUUUGCUAAGGAAAAGCUUAAGAUGAUAGAUGAAUCUAUGUCUCAUACUAUGACAGAAUAUCAUGAGCAGAAACAACUUAUGCACGAUUUGCAAAAUCGCCUUGCAGACGCAGAGCAUCAACUUUGUGAAGGAGAGUUGUUACGGAAGAAACUUCAUAACACCAUCCUUGAACUGAAAGGAAACAUACGUGUUUUCUGCCGAGUGCGCCCCUUGCUACCAGAUGAUGGACGCCAAGAGGCCAGUGUUAUUGCUUAUCCUACGUCAACUGAAUCUCUUGGGAGAGGCAUUGAUGUGGUCCAAAGUGGUAACAAGCAUCCUUUCACCUUCGACAAGGUCUUUGACCAUGGGGCUUCUCAGGAGGAAGUAUUCUUUGAAAUAUCUCAACUAGUACAGAGUGCAUUAGAUGGCUACAAGGUGUGUAUUUUUGCAUACGGUCAGACAGGUUCUGGAAAAACUUACACCAUGAUGGGCAGGCCGGAGAAGCCAGAACAGUUUGGACUGAUCCCUCGAUCACUUGAACAAAUCUUCAAAACCAGCCAGUCUCUUAGUGCACAAGGCUGGAAAUACAAGAUGCAGGUCUCAAUGUUGGAGAUCUACAACGAGUCCAUCAGAGACUUGCUUUUAACAAACCGAACAAUUGGUAUAGAGUCUGUACGAGGAGAGAGUAGCAGCACCUCUGGGAGACAGUAUACAAUCACACAUGAUGCUAAUGGAAACACUCAUGUCAGUGACCUGACAAUAGUAGAUGUGUGUAGCAUUGGACAAAUUUCCUCACUAUUGCAACAGGCUGCUCAUAGCAGGUCCGUUGGUAAGACUCAUAUGAACGAGCAGUCGUCAAGAAGUCAUUUCGUGUUUACUCUUCGGAUUUCUGGUGUGAAUGAGAGCACUGAACAGCAGGUACAAGGAGUUCUUAACUUAAUUGAUCUUGCUGGAAGUGAGCGACUCUCAAAGAGCGGGGCAACCGGAGAGCGGUUAAAGGAGACACAGGCUAUAAACAAAAGCUUGUCUGCUUUGAGUGAUGUUAUAUUUGCAUUGGCUAAGAAAGAGGAUCAUGUUCCUUUCAGAAACUCAAAGUUGACAUAUUUGCUCCAGCCAUGUUUAGGAGGAGACUCAAAGACCUUAAUGUUUGUGAACAUAUCACCUGAUCCAUCUUCUACUGGAGAGUCCUUAUGCUCUCUUCGGUUUGCUGCUAGAGUGAAUGCAUGUGAGAUUGGAAUACCUCGCAGACAAACUUCCGCAAAACUCCUCGACUCUCGCCUAAGUUAUGGUUAAAACUGGUUGCUCGAGUUUCUCUACCAUAUGUAUAACAACAUCAAUUGUUUUAGAGGUUUGUAAUUUUCUGAUCGUGGUUUUGGCUUAGAUUUUUUCUGUACCAAGCUUUUAAGGUCAUAAGAAUCGGGAACCUUGUAGUGUGCUCUCAAUUUGAUUGUGUGAGCAACUUGCUAUCUUAGCAAUGUCGUGUGAGGAAAUCUCCAUGUUUGUCUUCUUAAAGAGUUGUUUUGGUUAUGUAAUUCUCUUAUAACAGAUAACUAAAUAAAUUCUUGAUCUGUUGUUUUA
Molecule: messenger RNA, 2946 nt
Organism: Capsella rubella
Lineage: Eukaryota; Viridiplantae; Streptophyta; Magnoliopsida; Brassicales; Brassicaceae
Product: kinesin-like protein KIN-14D
Exons: 17
Coding region: 274-2661 (795 amino acids)
Biological process (GO): microtubule-based movement
Molecular function (GO): ATP binding; microtubule binding; microtubule motor activity
Source: RefSeq, a predicted model, not a curated record